AUGGCGGCGACACCCUCGCGGGACGAAGCAAGCAGCAGAAUGGUCGGCGUCUUGACGAGGACAGUCGCUCAAAGCCCCGUGGUCCGGUGGAUACUUCACGCUCGGAUUCGCCGGAGAUACUACAAUGAUGUCGUCUUCGUUGGAGAAGACUACGUUCAGGUCAAACGAGUCAAAGAUGAGGAUGACCACCUCGAAUACGUGGCAACGAAGACAGAUUUCGACACCCGGAUCAGAGCAGCCAAGACUUUCAGCAAUGUUCCGCCGACGGACGACGACGAUUUCCCUGUCAAGCUGGAGGGUCAGAGUUCCAAUACGACAGAAGUACCGCCGCAGUGCAUCGUCCUGACUACAGAUUCCAACAAUCUGCUGUUCAUCCAUAUGGUUGAAGCUAGCUCUGGAACAUGGUGCUUCGUGCAGCAGGCUUGUCCCACGCCCACGUUCGAUCGUACUCUCUACCAGCCCGGAGAACACCUUGCAGUCGACCCCUAUUCUCGAGCGCUAGCUGUAGCAGCCAACGAACGCGAGGUUGUCAUCUACUCAGCGAAGCCGAAGGAACGCAUCCAACACGAAAUGCAGACAGCGGACCAGAACUGGUGUCCAGUGUCUGCUCAGCGGCCGCUCCAGGUUGACGGGGUCAUACAGCAUAUCGACUUUCUCUUCCCGCCUUUGGACGACAACGGAUCGCAUAACGAAGAUCAGAUCCUGCUUCUGCUGAUCGUAGCAGAUCAACGAAGGACGAGGGCGCUCUGGAUCGAGUGGUAUUUCGAGUCUGACCUUCACCACGCGACGGUACACCGUGGCCAACUUCUCGAAACCACCAGCUGUGUACCGAGCCUGCUGGUGCCGCUACGCAAUGCUGCAUUCCUCUUGAUCAACGGGGAUGAGAUAAUGCACUGGAGACAUAUACUUUCCGGCGCAGCGGUGUCGAGCGUCAUCCACUACACUGCUGGCGAGCCGGUAUUUCCCGGCGCUUCACCAAGAAAGCCGAUGUGGGCCAACUGGUGUCGACCUGUACGAGGCUCCGAGGCUCGAGAUGAUACGGACUUCCUUUACCUCAUCCGCGAAGACGGCGGUGUCUUCCUCUUCCACAUUACUACGUCCAGCUUCGUCGACCAUUGUCAUGCAGGCGACCUUGACUGUCACGUUGGCUCAGCCUUUGCGUCUCUUGGUCAUCCCGGAGGACCAGACAUCUUAGCAGCGGCUGGCGAUAUGAGCGGCGGUCAGAUAAAGUCCAUCGGAACGCGGUUCACGCCCUUCAAGCGCACCCAAAUGAGCAGACCGGAUAAGAUGCCUAUGGAGCUGAUUGAGACAGUACCGAACUGGGGUUCUGUGACUGAUAUGGUCACGACAACUCUGCCGGGAAAAUCAUUGCGGUCACGAGACGGCAUUUUCGUAACGUCAUGCCGGCAGCCAUACGGGGCUAUCACAGAGCUGCGGCGUGGACUGGAAGCUCCUGUGUCAAUAUGCUUCGAUAUAGACCUCCUACGAAGUGUCUCCGAUGUCUGGGCGAUACCUUUGACCGCGUCGGGUCAUAUAAUGCUUGUACUAUCUAGCCCUAUGGGCACUCGCUUGCUCGAAAUGUCCAUUGAUGCAAGCGAAGACGAGAUCACCGAGAUUGAAGACACGGAGAUCGCAAUGGACUCUGCUCACCGGACACUCACUGCAGCCUUCACACUGGAUGGAAAGAUUGUACAAGUUACGGAGCGAAGCAUUUGUGUCACUGCGGGCAUGCCGGUCAACUUUGAAGACUGCGCAAGGAUUGAUUGCGAGGGCGAUGGCGCUAAUCUCGCAGCUGCAGUCGAGCCCUUACUAUCGUUCAUGGUGGUGGCGGAGAGAUCAGGCAGAACCGAGCAAAGCUGCAGAUUGCUCUGCUGCACUAUUGAUCCCGCUGCUUCCGGCAGACAGCAGAUAAGAGAGACAGGUCAAUGUGAGCUGGCGAGCGAGCCUCUUGCUGUGGCCAUAUCGCAGCGAUCGGUAUAUGUCACAACGGCCGAUAGCAAGCUUGGCACAUUUGCCGUGGCGGAGGAUGGGUCCAUACAAGAGGUCGGUUGGCACAGCAUUCCCGGUCCUGCGGAGGCCACUUGCGACAGCAUUGUCGUUCUGCACCCUGCUGCAUCGCAAGCACCGACCAGCUCGAAAGCAUUGAUUGCGUGCGGUCUACGCGAUGGAAGAAUAUACACCCGUGCGACUGACUUGAGCACCAACGAAUACCUCGAUGACGGCCGAAUGAUCAGCUUCAGCCAGAGCAAGGUAAAGCUGGUGCAGCCAGCUUACACGCACUCCGAUGCGUACGCAAUCAGCGGCCUAGACACAUGUCUCCUGACCUGGGAUGGCGGAACGACUUCGCCAUUACAGAUCCAGAACAUCUGGUUGUCAGACAAGCAGCGACCAGAGCUGGCACAAGGCCCGACAGCAGCGUGUACGCUCAUGCCACCAGCAAAUCUGCUGUCCUCCCCGAGCUCAUCACCAAGCCUGGCCGACUCUUUUGUGGUGCUGUCCGGCGAUGAGUUCUUCGCUGCAGCGCUUGAGCGGAACGUCACGACUGUCCCCAGACAGAUACCGGUCAGUGGCACUCCAAGUCGGCUGAUCUACGCAGAGCAACAACGCUGUCUCGUGUGCGCCUCGUUGAAGUAUGAAGUCAGAUCAUUCCCAUCUUCUCUACCACACGGCAAGCCGGAAGAACGAAGGCAAAUAUACCCGGUGGUCGACUUCGUCCCAACACGCAACAACACACCUACCUAUACGCACGAAAUGCAGCCUGGCGAACGCGUGUAUGCGCUGUUAGAGUGGUCGUUCAAGCAAGCAGACGACAAGACGUACUCUUUCAUCCUCGUGGGAGGCAGCUACACCAAGUCGAGCGGCUCCAUCAGAGGUCGCAUCACUUUUCUACAGCCUAUCAACAAGGGCUGGGAAGUCAAGGAUGUCAAGGAGGGUCGCAGUAUCAGCUUCGAAGCUCCUGUCUACGCGAUGGCGCUGCUUGAUGAUUUGGUGUUCGUGGCUUGUACUGGCAAGACGGUUGUUGUCUUUGGCUUCGCCGAGGAGGAGAAGAGGUGGGAGCAGCUCUGCAAGCCCUUCGACCUCGCCAGCGCAGGAGUCUAUAUCACUGCAUCAGCACGGAAGAUCUACGUCUCCACCAGCGACGACUCACUUGUCUGUCUCGAAAUCAUCUACCGGUCCAAUGGAAGCGACUAUCCAUGCACGCUCCGACUCAGAUCCGCUGGUCCACGAGCCGAGCAACUACUCAGCCAUCUCGUCCUACCCUCUCCCUCAGACAACACGCCCACAACAACCCUCACAACAUCCAAACACGGCCAGAUCACCGCCCUCACCCACCCAAUCGCCACAAACUCCCUCUCCUCCACCCUCCUCUUCGAAGCCCAACUCCCACGCUCCCUCACCCGCCUCCGCCAAUGCAACAUCCGCCCCCGCUGGAAACCCUCCCCGCCCUUCGGCGUCCUCGUCGAUAACAUCCUCGGCUGCGCACCAGACGGCUCCCUCAUCGGCGUCACGCUGCUCGAUAAGAAGCUCUGGCGCCGAUUGAGCUGGCUCCAGCGCCUGUGUGAAUGGAGCGAAGAGCUUUCGCCGCAUUCGUGGCAGACGCCUGAGUACAGCGUCAGCGAAAGGUCGUUUGCGAGGGACGAGCGGGUGAUGCCUGUUGGUUUGGCAGGUGGGGAGAGGGAGGAAGUGGUGAUGCGGACCGGGAAGCCGAGGGCGAGCGAUGGGCAUGUAGAUGGAGAUGUGCUUGCGCGGUUGAUGGAGGGUGGGGCUGCGGCUGCGAGGGAGAGGUUGGAGGCUGUGCUUAAGGAGAUUGCUGGAGGGGAUGAUAGGGCUGGGGAGUGGGUGCGGAGGCAUUUAGAUGAGGAGGUUAGAGCUGUGCGGGAGGUUGUGGAGGUCUUGGAGAGGGUACUCGGGUGCUGCUUAUGA
This is a messenger RNA of Saxophila tyrrhenica, 3924 nucleotides long. RefSeq lists its product as uncharacterized. NCBI's taxonomy places the organism in Eukaryota, Fungi, Ascomycota, Dothideomycetes, Mycosphaerellales, Extremaceae. The record is from RefSeq and is a predicted model, not a curated record. The transcript has a single exon. Gene Ontology annotation, molecular function: U2 snRNA binding; protein binding. Gene Ontology annotation, cellular component: U2 snRNP; nucleus. The coding region runs from base 1 to 3924 and encodes 1307 amino acids. Gene Ontology annotation, biological process: mRNA splicing, via spliceosome.